AAUAAAGAAGUAUUUAUAAAACCUCCAGGGUUUGAAUUUGAGACGUCUAUACAUAUCGAUUGUUGGGAAGAAUAUUUGUGAAGUCUCAGUGUCGAAUUGGCUAAGACACUCGCCCCGAAAAGUCAAGAGGACCCAAAGUUCGAACCCUGAGUGACGCGACCGUAUGAAGCGUGCGAAGCGAACAAACUUAACAUGUUACAUCAAUGAUCACGUUUGGUGAAAUUACAAAUCAUUAAUGUUUACAGCUCUCUAUCGUUCGGAAUUAACACAUUUUUGGCACCCGGAUUUCUUGAAGAUCACGUGAUCAAGCUCGCCAUCUGCUAGCUCGCAUAUCAGAUUUACAUUGCCGAACGCACCUUUUACCUUUUACCUUCAUUGACUUAAAUUUUGAUUCUACGCCGUGUCACGUUAGCACGAUUUCUUGUUGAGAUUCGCUUGAAUUUUACAAUAUGCAGGAACAGAAUAUUCCGAUCGACAUUAACGCUGGAAAGUUACUGGAUUGGCUGAUUAAUCGGCGGCAUUGCAAGAAGGAUUGGCAUAUGAAUAUUUUGCCCAUUAGACAGAAAAUUAAUAAUGCGAUACAGAAUAUGCCUGCUCAUGAUGGCAUUGCUUCAUUGUUGUCCGGUGCCUAUAUAAAUUAUUUUUACUGUGUGAAAAUUGUGAAAAUUUUGAAGGAAACGGAAGCUGAUACAAAAAAUUUAUUUGGGCGUUAUGGCUCACAAAGGAUGAAAGAUUGGCAGGAGAUUUUGAGAUUGUAUGAAAAAGAAAACGUAUACCUUGCCGAAGUUGCGCAAAUGCUUAUGAGAAAUGUUAAUUAUGAGGUUCCCAGUAUUAAAAAGCAGAUACAGAAGUUAGAACAAUUGUUAGCUGAAUUGGAAAAGAAAGAAUCAGAAUACAAGAAAUCGGAAAAUAUUGCACAUAUGGAAUACAACAUGCUAUGCAAACAAUUAGGUGUAACUGGUUAUAAUACGGUUAGACGAGAAUUAAUAGAUAAGUUGAAAGAAUUGCCAGAAAUUUAUCAGAAAGUAGCGGAGAAAACAAAGUGCUUGGACAAGGUUGUAGAGUUUUAUAGUGCAUUUGUUGAAUUUACUUUUGACCAGCAAUAUGACAGUGAUUGUGUAUCGAUGAUUAAAUAUGUUAUUGAAAAAGGAAACACAACAAUGUUUGAAUAUAUAUAUGGAGAAGUACCAGCUUCAAUAAUUGAGCCGCCAUUGAAUAUUAAAGUAGAUGAAGAUGAAAGUAAUAAGCAGCCUAGUGUAGAUGCUAAUACCAUUGAUUUCGGUAACUUGGAUUUGGAUGGAGAAAUUGAUUUUGGUGAAGAAGUUGGUUUGGACACAGGAGGCGAUAUUGAUUGGGGAGAAGAAGGUGCAGAACAAUCUAUCAUGGAAAUUGAUUAUAAUAUCUCUUUGGAGGAAUCGGGUAUAGUUGUGGAAUCAGUAGGUCAUGAAGGUGGCGUGGCUACGGGGUGUGAAGCAUAUACGAUAUUAGACAAUCCAACAACGAGAUCCGAAUUUAUCAAUCAACUGUUUGAACUGGAAGCAUUUAUGAAGUUACGUCUGUACGAAUUUAAAGGCGAUGAUAAGAAUAAUCUUCUCAGUUUUAAUCAGAUGCAGAAUGCUUCAUCCAUUCUGCAACUUUCUACCACAGAGACCACUCAAAACAUGCUGGAUAACAUUCAAGUUAUUCUGUCUGAGAUGUUGCAUAAUAAUGUUCAGCAUUUACAUAACAUUAAACAUUAUCCAAAAUACGUGGACAUAGUAGCUGUUACUUUAAAGCAAAAAUUAAAUUUGAUUGAUAGAAUGGUAACCCAACAAGAAUCUGUGCGACAAAAGCAAGAUGACACUCGGAAUCACAUCGAUAAAUUACGUCCAUUAUUAAAACUCAUCAUACAAAGAACUAAGGAAUUACAAACAGAGAUAGAGCAAGAUAUUUCUAAGAAAUACAAAAAUAGGAUGGUACAUUUAACCGGAGGUGUAAAUACGUUGUAGGUAUCAAACGAAGGAGAAAAAAAUUGUUGAAUUAUAUAUCAAAAAUGUUAAUAAUACACAAAGAUAGUACGACUUUACUAUUGUGUAAUAUAUAUAAUUUUUUUGCUGUUGUGUAAUAUAUAUAUAAUCCUUUUUAUUCUUAUAUAUUCUAAAUCUAUUAUCUUCGUAGAACAGAUUUAAGUAACAGUAGACAGAACGAAAAAAAUAAAUAGGUACUACAAUAAUCGUUGUUGAUUGUAGCGUGACCUCUUACGUAUCUCUAAAUGUGCAAUUUAUAAAAAUAAUCAAUACUUUCUUUGGUAUUCAAA
Messenger RNA from Acromyrmex echinatior (Panamanian leafcutter ant), 2296 nucleotides. Its product is annotated as CDK5RAP3 protein homolog. Gene Ontology annotation, cellular component: endomembrane system. Lineage: Eukaryota; Metazoa; Arthropoda; Insecta; Hymenoptera; Formicidae. The record is from RefSeq and is a predicted model, not a curated record. Gene Ontology annotation, biological process: regulation of mitotic cell cycle.